UCGUCCUGGCCGGUGCUGGGGCGGCGGGAGAGGGGUAGAGGGCAGCGAGGUGGAGGACUGGGAGGACCCCCUGAAGGGCCAGCGAGACGCGGAGACCAGAGACCCUCCUCGGGAGAUCUGAGAUUCGGGGCGCCAGCGUAUUUCCCUGCCCUCGCCGGGAGCGCGAGCAGGGGCUUGCCCCAUGGCGGGAACUCCGGGCCGCGAUCCUUGGGGGACCCCCGGGAUUUGUUACCUUUUUGGCUCCCUGCUCGCCGGACUGCUCUUCCCCAGGGCUGCCGCCUUCAAUCUGGACGUGAUGGGCGCCCUGCGCAAGGAGGGCGAGCCGGGGAGCCUCUUUGGCUUCUCGGUGGCCCUGCACCGGCAGUUGCAGCCCCGGCCCCAGAGCUGGCUGCUGGUGGGCGCACCCCAGGCUUUGGCCCUGCCAGGGCAGCAGGCAAAUCGCACUGGAGGUCUCUUCGCUUGCCCCCUGAGCCUGGAAGAGGCUGACUGCUACAGAGUGGACAUCGACCGCGGAGCUGAUGUGCAGAAGGAGAGCAAGGAGAACCAGUGGCUGGGAGUCAGCGUUCGGAGUCAGGGGCCUGGGGGCAAGAUUGUUACCUGUGCGCACCGAUACGAGUCGCGGCAGCGCGUAGACCAGAUCCUGGAGACGAGGGACGUGAUUGGCCGCUGCUUUGUGCUAAGCCAGGACCUGGCCAUCCGAGACGAGCUGGAUGGUGGGGAGUGGAAGUUCUGUGAGGGACGUCCCCAGGGCCACGAACAGUUCGGCUUCUGCCAGCAGGGCACGGCGGCUGCCUUCUCCCCCGACAGCCACUAUCUCCUCUUUGGGGCCCCAGGAACCUAUAACUGGAAGGGCACGGCCAGGGUGGAGCUCUGUGUGCAGGGCUCGGCGGACCUGGCGCACCUGGACGACGGGCCCUACGAGGCGGGGGGGGAGAAGGAGCAGGACCCCCGCCUCAUCCCGGUCCCUGCCAACAGCUACCUUGGUAGGGAGCCCGCCCCGGCCCGGAGCCGCUCUAACCCUCUGCUCCUCUCUCUCACCCCCCGCGCCCAUCCUUCUGUCUCUGUCUCCGCACUCUGUGGCCUGUGCUCUGGAUGUCCCCGCCCUCGUGUUUGCCUGCCUGCCCCCGCAGGGUUGCUCUUUGUGACCAACGUUGAUAGCUCAGACCCUGACCAGCUGGUGUAUAAAACUCUGGACCCUGCUGACCGGCUCCUGGGACCGGCCGGCGACUUGGCCCUGAAUAGUUACUUAGGUUUCUCCAUCGACUCUGGGAAGGGCCUGCUGCGAGCUGAGGAGCUGAGCUUCGUGGCAGGGGCCCCCCGUGCCAACCACAAGGGUGCCGUGGUCAUUCUACGCAAAGACAGCGCCAGCCGCCUGGUGCCGGAAGUGACGCUGUCCGGGGAGCGCCUGACCUCCGGCUUUGGCUACUCGCUGGCUGUGGCUGAUCUCAACAAUGAUGGCUGGACAGACCUGGUCGUGGGUGCCCCCUACUUCUUCGAGCGCCAGGAAGAACUGGGGGGUGCUGUGUAUGUGUACAUGAACGAGGGGGGUCACUGGGCCGGGGUCGCCCCUCUCCGGCUCUGCGGCUCCCCUGACUCCAUGUUCGGGAUCAGCCUGGCAGUCCUGGGGGACCUCAAUCAAGACGGCUUCCCAGACCUUGCUGUGGGGGCUCCCUUCGAUGGGGACGGGAAGGUCUUUGUCUACCAUGGGAGCAGUCUGGGGGUUGUCCCCAAGCCUUCCCAGGUGCUGGAGGGCGAGGCCGUGGGCAUGAAGAGCUUCGGCUACUCCCUGUCGGGCGGCCUGGACGUGGACGGGAACCGCUGCCCAGACCUGCUUGUGGGCUCCCUGGACGACGCUGCUGUGCUGUUCAGGGCCAGGCCCGUCCUCCAUGUCUCCCACGAGGUCUCCAUUCUUCCCCGAGCCAUCGACCUAGAGCAGCCCAACUGUGCGAGUGGCCGCUUGGUCUGCAUGGACCUGAGGGUCUGUUUCAGCUAUAUCGCGUCGCCCAGCAGCUAUAGCCCUACUGUGGCCCUGGAUUACGUGUUAGAUGGGGACACAGACCGGAGGCUCCGGGGCCAGGUGCCCCGUGUGACCUUCCUGAGCCGUGGCCCCGAUGACCCCAAGCACCAGUCCUCAGGCACCGUGUGGCUGAAACACCAGCAUGACAGAGUCUGUGGAGACACCACGCUGCAGCUCCAGGAGAAUGUCAAAGACAAGCUUCGGGCCAUCGUUGUGACCCUGUCCUAUGGUCUCCAGACCCCUCGGCUCCGACGACAGGCUCCUGGUCAGGGGCUGCCCCCGGUGGCCCCCAUCCUCAAUGCCCACCAGCCCAGCACCCAGCGGACAGAGAUCCACUUCCUGAAGCAAGGCUGUGGUGAAGACAAGAUCUGCCAGAGCAAUCUGCAGCUGGUCCAUGCCCGGUUCUGCGCCCGCGUCAGUGACACGGAGUUUCAGCCUCUGCCCAUGGAUGCGGACGGGAUGACAGCCUUGUUUGCUCUGAGUGGGCAGCCAGUCAUCGGCCUGGAGCUGAAGGUCACCAAUCUACCCUCGGACCCAGCCCAGCCCCAGGCUGAUGGGGAUGAUGCUCAUGAAGCCCAGCUCCUGGUCACCCUCCCUGCCGCUCUGCACUACUCGGGAGUCCGGGGCCUGGACCCUGUGGAGAAGCCGCUGUGCCUGUCUGAUGAGAAUGCCUCCCACGUGGAGUGUGAGCUGGGGAACCCCAUGAAGAGAGGCGCCCAGGUCGCCUUCUACCUCAUCCUCAGCACCUCGGGGAUCACCAUUGAAACCACGGAGCUGGAGGUGGAGCUGCUGUUGGCCACCAUCAGCGAGCAGGAGCUGCAUCCAGUCUUGGCCCGUGCCCGUGUCUUCAUCGAGCUGCCGCUGUCCAUCACGGGGGCGGCCGUUCCCCAGCAGCUCUUCUUCUCCGGCCUGGUGCGGGGCGAGAGCGCGAUGCGGUCCGAGCGGGAUGUGGGCAGCAAGGUCAAGUACGAGGUCACGGUUUCCAACCAAGGCCAGUCGCUCAACACCCUGGGCUCGGCCUUCCUCAACGUCAUGUGGCCCCACGAGAUUGCCAACGGGAAGUGGCUGCUGUACCCCAUGCGGGUGGAGCUGGAGGGUGGGCAGGGGCCCGGGCAGAGGGGGCUCUGCUCCCCCAGGCCCAACGUCCUCCAACUGGAUGUGGACAGCCGGGACAGGAGGAGGCGGGAGCUGGGGCCGCCGGAGUCGCAGCAGCCUCGAGAGCAGCCAGAGCCCAGCACGUCUUGGUGGCCGGUGUCCUCUGCCGAGAAGAAGAAGAACUUCACUCUGGACUGCGCCCGGGGCACGGCCAACUGCGUGGUGUUCAGCUGCCCUCUCUACAGCUUUGACCGUGCGGCUGUGCUGCAUGUCUGGGGCCGCCUCUGGAACAGCACCUUCCUGGAGGAGUACUCCGCUGUGAAGUCUCUGGAAGUGAUUGUCCGAGCCAACAUCACCGUGAAGUCCUCCAUCAAGAACUUGCUGCUCAGAGACGCUUCCACGGUGAUCCCGGUGAUGGUGUACCUGGACCCCGCGGCCGUGCUGGCCGAAGCUGUCCCCUGGUGGGUCAUCCUCUUGGCUGUACUGGCCGGGCUGCUGGUGUUGGCGCUGCUGGUGCUGCUCAUGUGGAAGUGUGGCUUCUUCCGUCGGAGCAGUCAGAGCUCAUCUUUUCCCACCAACUAUCACCGGGCCCGGCUGGCCGUGCAGCCCUCAGCUGUGGAAGCUGGGGGUCCAGGGACUGUGGGAUGGGAUUCUUCAAGCGAGCGCGGUACCCCGAAGCCACCGUACCCCAGUACCAUGCGGUGAAGAUCCCGCGGGAAGACCGGCAGCAGUUCAAGGAGGAGAAGACGGGCACCAUCCUGAGGAACAACUGGGGCAGCCCCCGGCGGGAGGGCCCGGAUGCCCACCCCAUCCUGGCUGGGGAUGGGCACCCGGAGCUGGGCUCUGAGGGGCACCCGGUGCCAGGCACAGCCUAGCCUUCUCCACCCUGGCCCGGCCUAUGGGCCCCUUGCACCCCUUCCCCAGUGCUCCUGGGGAUGACGAGGGUAGACUGGGUUGCUGGUGUCCCAUCCAGAUUUGGUAGGAUCUCUUUCCUCUGGAGCACACAUCUCUGCCCGCCAUGAGGAUCAGCCCCCCAGCCAAACUUCCCCUUAUGAUGCUGUGAGAUGAGAGGGGUAAAUCAGGGGUGGGUGGUGGGGGAGGGCGAGAAGGGCAGCGGUGUCCCGAUUCAAAAGUGGGGAGAAGGGACCCUAGGGCCUCCCUCUCCCGCUCAGUCUGUAUAAUGGGACCCCAAGGACCUGUGUCCCGAAAGUGCCUUAAGCCCAGAGGGUGGGGAGGAGGUCGCGUCGCUGACUCAGGGGCUCUCCCCUCCCUAGCUUCCCCUCUUCUCUGACCUUAGUUUGCUGCAUCAAUGUAGUGGAUUUUGUCUAUUUAUUGAAAAAUAUUUGAGGACAAAACCUCGUCUUUUUUGCUGAA
Molecule: messenger RNA, 4486 nt
Organism: Odocoileus virginianus texanus
Lineage: Eukaryota; Metazoa; Chordata; Mammalia; Artiodactyla; Cervidae
Source: RefSeq, a predicted model, not a curated record